Molecule: messenger RNA, 1878 nt
Organism: Salvelinus namaycush (lake trout)
Lineage: Eukaryota; Metazoa; Chordata; Actinopteri; Salmoniformes; Salmonidae
Product: signal-transducing adaptor protein 1-like
Exons: 10
Coding region: 274-1386 (370 amino acids)
Biological process (GO): positive regulation of B cell receptor signaling pathway; cell surface receptor protein tyrosine kinase signaling pathway
Molecular function (GO): protein kinase binding; signaling adaptor activity
Source: RefSeq, a predicted model, not a curated record
GUGGUGGUACAUUUCCCUCAGUAAGUCACUACACUGCUUCCUCAUUCUCUAAGUCCCUAUACUGACCGAGGACUGAGGGAGAGAGGAGACGAUAAGCGAAAUCAAUGAAUCACACAGACACUUAAUUAUUCUGCAGGAGUAAAAGUUCUGAGUGAAUCAGUUCCAGUGGUGAACUGGGUCACAGAGGGCUAUCUCAGGGACCCAAUUGGUCUGGGUUAUAGUGAACUGAACUAGAACGAACCGACCUGGCCUGAACCGGGACAAAGUAGGACCAUGGCAGCAACUCCCGUAGGGGUGUACAAGAGGAGGGACACCAUCACAGCUCUACCUCUGUACUAUUCAGGACACCUGCUGAAGAAAUACACUGGAGAGAAAGACUUCAAGAAAUGUUAUGGAGAGCUCCGUGGAUCUACAAUCUUUCUGUACACAGACCAGAUGCACGACACAUACUCUGAGAAACUGGACCUUCAGAUGUUGAAGUCGAUGGCGAUGGAUGCUCCCUAUCAAAAGAACAGGUCGACCAUCUACACUCUCACCCUGUCCAAUGAGGAGGUGCAGCUUAAGGUGGAUAACCCCAACACAGGAGAGGAGUGGAGAGGCUUCAUCAUGACUGUGGCCACUAGGGAGAUCCCCAGUAAGUUGCAGCUGCUCCCAGGUCAGAUACUGAGGCUGGAAGAGGUUCUGUCUGAGGAGCAGAAGAGACUGGCCCCCUGUUCUCCUCUGCCUACCACCACCUACCCUAUCCAUCCCUCCUCCUCCCCAGGCAACACAUAUGACAACACCUUCUCUGGAAUCCCCCCCUGUUUCUUCCCUGUGUCUCGUCAGAAGGCAGAGAAGAUGUUGAAAGAGAACACAGAGUACGGCAACAUCAUCCUCCGCCCCUCGACCGACAACACUAACUACGCCAUCACCUUGAGACAGGACAACCCCAGUGGCCCGGUGAUGAAGAGCUACAAAGUGCUUUCCAUAGACACAGGCUUCGUCAUAGAACUAAAUUCGCCGGUGACUGUCCCUUCCCUGGCGGCGGUGCUAGAUCACUUCCUGAUUGAGACAGAGUUCCGUCUACAACCAUACCUGGUUCCGCAGACCUACGACACCUGCAUUGAGCUGCCACCCGUAAAGUCCACUUUGCCACCCAAAACGGUCCCGAGGGCAAGAGUGGCACCGAUGAUCCACACACAGUCCCCGGCGGGGGACACCCCUCCCUCCUAUCCCAUACCCCUAAUUCCAACCAAAGCCACGGAGGCAGGGAACGAAUAUCAGGACGCAGAUGACAUAUCAGGCCCCGAACCUAAAGAUCUGCAUCAGGAGCUUCGCAUAGCAUUACAGAGGAGGAAGGAACAGAUCUACACAGGGACACCGUUUUUACGCCCUACACAAAAAUAACACGCACCAACAGCAGUACCGUCAAACUGUCACCGAGGAAAACGCCCUCCUCCAGUGUAAUCUUGUCUAAAUCACCACUAACAGCACGUAGCUACGUCAUCUACUGUAUCUAGCAUGGUUUUAUGUCUGACAUAAAGAGGCACUAUACAAGCAGGGGAGUUUGUACCAUCAAGUCCCAAUGGCAAGGCAACAUCCUGAAAAUCCUCCGUGUGCCAAUGCCAAUACGUGUAGAACGGGCUUCAGUGAAUGACAUCUAAUUCAAACUACUUUUUCAAAUAAGCACUACAAAAAGAGAAACGAAUCAAGUUUAAACUGUAGUGAUAUGUAAAUAUCGUCUUGUUUGUACUGUUUGAAUCAUGCUGGCUUUUUAAAUAAAAACGUUUUAUUUUAUUUUAAUUUUUACAGCUCAUGCUUCUCUCGAGUUGAACAUAACACAAUGUUAUAUAGAUUCUGUGUAAUAUCAUUUUGCAUAAAAAUUAACACUGGCCUAGA